Messenger RNA from Fusarium verticillioides 7600, 783 nucleotides. RefSeq lists its product as hypothetical. NCBI's taxonomy places the organism in Eukaryota, Fungi, Ascomycota, Sordariomycetes, Hypocreales, Nectriaceae. The coding region runs from base 1 to 783 and encodes 260 amino acids. The transcript has a single exon. The record is from RefSeq and is a predicted model, not a curated record.
AUGGCGAACCCGCAAGACCACGUCGUCAUCGUUAUCGACGGCGACGAUGAUCCCAUCCCUCCUCCACGAGCUCCGAUCCCUCAAGCUCCCCCUCCCCAACAACCCCCCCGAGCUCCCCCCAUCCAAGGUAUCUCAAUCAUUGAAGCCAUCGACCAGACUAUACAUAGUGCUGGGCGCCUCCCGAGGUCCAUCCUCUUCACGGAAGAAUCUCUCACCCGUGCUGAACUCACAAUUUUCAUCGACCUCGCACAGAUGAUGCACGACGUCGAGAAAGGCCCCAAUGUCCCUUACCAACUCAAACAUUGGAAACACUUCUGGGAAGAGAAUGCAUUUAAGGACUGGGAUACCACGUCGGAGAAUACUGAGGAUCUGCCGCUUCGGCCCGUUACUCUGCAGGAGAAUCGAGUCAGGGUUGGCAAGCUAAAGGUCAACCACCCACCGAGUGUCGAUUUUCCUAACCCACCUGGCCCGGCGCGACUUGCUGGCUGCCCCGUCUAUAUGAGCGUAUCUCCUGCUACCCAAGACCAGCUCAUCCAACCCAUCUGGAAAGACGGGAAGUUCAUCAACCCUCGUUACGUGGAAAUGGAAAGGCCAGUAGGAGAGUGCAUCGAUCUUGCUGUCCUCAAGUUUGACCGAACCGCCACUUCUCGAAUCUGCGAUUUCAACAUCGCGCGCAUCACCAAUGCUACCCGCCGCCGGUUGAUGCAUUUUGCUGCAGUGGGUACGGGAGUGGCACCUCAUGUCCCAAAGAAUUGUCGAGUACCAACCCUUUCUGAUACCUGA